AUGCGGUUGCUGGAAAGCGCAUCCAAUUCCACACACACUUCAGAUUCGUCAUACAAUCCUCCAGACUUGGUAGUUUCCGCACACCAAAGCUUUUUGACCGACCGUCUUGAACGUGGGAUGGACUGUGUCAUUGAGAGUGGGUUCGAAAAUUUUGACGUGCUGGUCACAGCCUAUUAUAAUGGGAUCUUUGCAGACUCAUCGCCCCUAGUGUGCGAACACCGUCUAAGUCGCACUAGACGGCUGCCCAAAGUCAUCGCAGAUAUAUGUCAUGCCGCAGGCCAAUGGGACUCAUGGGAGCGACGCUUGUUACAGGAAGAAAUCAUGAAGACUACGGAGAGAAUCUUAUCUUCGGAGAGUGAUGACACGCGAAGCAGCCUUACCGAAUGCAUCACGCUCUUGACCCAGGUGCAGGUGCAGGUGCAGGAUACGACGAGCAAAACAUGUAGCCCCGAUUCUAUAGAACAGAUCAUGCAGAAUGAGCUUCCAACCCGAUGGUCUCUGAUGGUGGGGCUUACCGCCGACGAUAGAGCAGCCUGGCAACGAGAUCGAUCAGACACAGCCCUUGCAGCCAUUGUCCUGUUGCAUUUCGCCGGUCGCAUGCCAAAAGAACAGCUGCUUCGGCUUCUCAGCCUACUCUUGUGA
This is a messenger RNA of Penicillium digitatum Pd1, 642 nucleotides long. Its product is annotated as TqaK. NCBI's taxonomy places the organism in Eukaryota, Fungi, Ascomycota, Eurotiomycetes, Eurotiales, Aspergillaceae. The record is from RefSeq and is a predicted model, not a curated record.